GUGUUUUUUCAUCAGUCUCAUCAUGAAUGUCCGUCGGGUCGGCAGCACUUUGAUUCUUCUGUUAUCAGUUACAGGAGCAGCGCUGGUUGCCGGGGACGACGGCUGGUACACAAAGGUGCAGGCGGAGGUCCGAGCCGUGGAAGGCUACCCGGUGGUGCUGCCCUGCACCUUCAGCCACACGCAGCACCACCAGCACUCCACACUUCAAGUGCUGUGGCGUCUCGGCCACGGCCAUGGCGCCGCCGUCCUGUACCGCUGCCUCAGCGGGCCGGGGGCCUCCGUCUGUGAGCCCGACCCCCAACAGGAUCGGCGCUACCGCCUCGAGGGAAACCCGAGGGAGCACGACCUGUCGCUGCGGAUCAACGCCGCCGCCCUGCAGGACAGCGGUCGCUACUACUGCCGAGUGGAGGUCCAGGGACGGGACCGGGUCGGCUUCGAGGACAAGAUGGGAACCCGGCUGAGGGUGGAGGCUCCUCCCAGGAUCCUGUCCCUGUCGGUGGAGGGCGGCGUGGGGUCCGGGUACCGGGCCCUGUGUCGCGUCCGGGGUUCUCCACCACCGGACGUCCAGUGGCUCGGCCAGGACGACCCCCUGGACGGUUCCUCGGUAGUUCCACCGGCUCAGGGCUUGGAGGACCACUUCCUCACCGUCAGCCAGCUGAGGGAGGUGGAGCCGGGCCGGCGUUACACCUGCAGCGCCUCCAACCCACUGGGCAAGGAGCAGGCCGCCCUCUACGUCCUGCCCCCUCAACCCCUCCUCUUUGUGGGUGGGGCGCCGCUUCCUCUGGUCCUCCUCCUGUCCUUGUCCAUGGGGACCAAGCUCCUCCUCCUUGUGGGAGUGGGGGUGUCGAUGAUGAAGGGAGGAGCUCUGCAAGGAGUUGGCUUGCAGAGUUGAGAAUAUUUUAACACAUCACUAAAUUAUCAUUUUUGUUUUUUUCAUGUAUUCCUUAACAUCUAACAAGUUCCUCUUUAAACAAUGAAUAUGGGAACAAAUGUUUUCUUUUGAGAUGUGAAAUAAAUUUUCUUGUGACAGAAUAAAAUAUUGAUGUA
Pungitius pungitius (ninespine stickleback) is the source of this 1047-nucleotide messenger RNA. RefSeq names its product V-set and Ig domain-containing protein. The transcript is spliced from 3 exons. Lineage: Eukaryota; Metazoa; Chordata; Actinopteri; Perciformes; Gasterosteidae. The record is from RefSeq and is a predicted model, not a curated record. The coding region runs from base 23 to 892 and encodes 289 amino acids. Gene Ontology annotation, biological process: regulation of osteoclast development; regulation of bone resorption; regulation of actin cytoskeleton organization. Gene Ontology annotation, cellular component: plasma membrane.